This is a messenger RNA of Toxoplasma gondii ME49, 1625 nucleotides long. Its product is annotated as acetyl-CoA acyltransferase B, putative. The record is from RefSeq and is a predicted model, not a curated record. Bases 114 to 1370 code for a protein of 418 amino acids. Gene Ontology annotation, cellular component: peroxisome. Gene Ontology annotation, molecular function: acetyl-CoA C-acyltransferase activity. NCBI's taxonomy places the organism in Eukaryota, Apicomplexa, Conoidasida, Eucoccidiorida, Sarcocystidae. The transcript is spliced from 10 exons. Gene Ontology annotation, biological process: phenylacetate catabolic process; fatty acid beta-oxidation.
CUACUGACGAGUCUGUCGAUUUUCGUCUUGUCGAGAGAAGGGGCGUUGCUUUUCCGUUGUAACCGCCGACUUUCUUUUUUCCGAAGAAGACAGUUGUAAAGGCAGACCCAAAAAUGAACAGGCUAACGACACUCUCCGGGCAAUUUGCUCAUCGUAGCAACACCGCCUCGAGCAUCACCACUCCUGGAAAUCCAGACGAUGUUGUUAUUUGCGCGGCUCUCCGGACGGCGAUUACGAAGGCAAAAAGAGGUGGCUUCAAAGACACAUAUCCUGAAGACCUUCUGGCGAAUCUGUUAGCGGCUCUAUUGAAGAAAACAAAUAUUGAUCCGAACCGGAUUCAAGACGUCUGCAUUGGAAAUGUCUUGCAGCCCGGAGCUGGUGCCCUGGGAACGCGGAUUGGCAUGCUUAUGGGAGGAUUACCGGCGUCUGUCCCAGUAAACGUCGUCAAUCGACAAUGCAGCAGCGGCCUGCAGGCUGUUGCCAACAUCGUCGCGGCCAUUAGGGGCGGCUUCAUCGAUGUUGGUAUUGGUGGCGGUGUUGAGUCCAUGUCACACUUUGAGAUGAUGAAGACGCUCAACCCCGAAAAGCUAUCGGAGAGAGUGUUUCAAGAUGAGCAAGCACGCAAUUGCCUCAUUCCCAUGGGGCUCACUUCGGAAAAUGUCGCCGAGAAGUACGGUAUCAGUCGUGAGGCUCAGGAUCAGCUGGCGAAGGAGACUCAUGAAAAGUGUGUGAAGGCUCAAGAGCAGGGACUUUUCAAGGAGGAAAUUGUUCCGCUUCGUGUGAAGGUAAAGGAUGCCAAUGGGGUGGAGAAGGAGGUUACAGUUGACACUGACGAAGGGCCACGAAAAGGCACGACAGUCGCAGACCUUGCUAAACUGAAACCCGCAUUUCAGGCGCACGGAACGACUACCGCCGGCAACAGCAGCCAAGUCUCUGAUGGAGCUGCCUUGGUUCUGCUGGCCAGGCGGUCGACAGCAGAGAAACUUCGGCUUCCAAUUUUAGCAAGAUUUGUGGCUUUCACCGUCGUUGGCGUACCCCCAGAGAUUAUGGGAAUCGGCCCGGCAUUUGCCAUUCCGGCUGUUUUAGAGCAGGCAAGCUUGUCGAUGGACGACAUUGACAUUUUUGAGCUCAACGAGGCAUUUGCUUCGCAAGUCGUGUACUGCGUGAACAACCUCAAAAUUCCUAAGGAGAAAUUAAACCCCAAAGGCGGAGGCAUCGCUUUAGGCCAUCCUUUAGGAUGCACAGGCGCUCGUCAAAUCGCAACCCUUUUACCGGAGCUCAGAAGGAGGAAAUUGCGUUAUGGUGUUGUGUCCAUGUGUGUGGGAACUGGAAUGGGCGCAGCAGCCAUCAUUGAGAACCUGGUACGGUAGCGAUAGAAACGCCGAAUGUUCGCUUGCUCGCGUAAUGGUCUCAACAGGAUCUCCAAGGUCCAUGCGGAGUAGACGCCCUGUCUAAACGCCCUGUCUACCCACACACGCGCACCAUUUUCCAGGCCUGAUCGGGUGUUAACUUGCGAGAUUGUUUUGCCAUACGUUAUACACCUUUCCCUCGAAGCUGUCACAAAGCCUCUAAAACGAGAAACGGCUCUGGAGAGGAAUGUAUUCAAGAAAUGAAUUUUUCUCGCA